This is a messenger RNA of Tarenaya hassleriana, 1714 nucleotides long. Its product is annotated as probable anion transporter 3, chloroplastic. The record is from RefSeq and is a predicted model, not a curated record. The transcript has 9 exons. Gene Ontology annotation, biological process: transmembrane transport. Gene Ontology annotation, cellular component: plastid. Gene Ontology annotation, molecular function: phosphate transmembrane transporter activity. The coding region runs from base 122 to 1633 and encodes 503 amino acids. NCBI's taxonomy places the organism in Eukaryota, Viridiplantae, Streptophyta, Magnoliopsida, Brassicales, Cleomaceae.
UUCGCUCUCUCUCUCUCCAUCCGUCUUCACUCAUUGUCUCUGAAAUAUAUUUAAUAAAUCUGAUAUACAUAUAUAUAUAUUCAUUUCAGUAAUCAGAGUUAAUUUUUCUACACGUUCGUCAAUGGCGGCAUCGUCGGCGACAUCUCUGCAAACACAUUCUUCGUGUUUUGUGAGCUGUCGUUCGAAUCAGAUCAAAACCCAGAAAACCCUUUUGGAUCUCGGAUCCGGAGUAAGCGAAAACCCGACCCGAUGGGAGAGCUUGCGCCUGCCGUCGGCUGGUCAAAGGAAGACAGAGAGAGAAGCGACGGAGAAAACGAAAGGGAAGCAAAGAGGAGGAGCGGUGGCUCCGGCGAGAUGUGCGGCGGAGGGAAUAAUGAUCGGUGGAGGAGAGGCUAACGCGGAGGCGAAGACGCCGGAGAGAGUGAAGGUGGUGGCAUUAACGGCGUUAAUGAUGUGUCUCUGUAACGCCGACCGAGUGGUGAUGUCCGUCGCCGUCGUUCCACUCGCCGACAAGCUCGGGUGGUCGAGUUCCUUCCUAGGGGUAGUUCAGUCAUCCUUUUUAUGGGGAUACAUGUUAUCAUCAGUAAUGGGGGGAGCACUUGUGGACAGAUACGGAGGGAAGAGAGUGUUGGGUUGGGGAGUUGGGCUUUGGUCUCUGGCCACAUUGCUGACACCAUGGUCCGCCUCCCACUCGACCUUAGCCCUCUUGCUCGUCCGAGCCUUCUUCGGCCUGGCCGAAGGCGUUGCUUUGCCUUCCAUGACCACCCUCCUCUCUCGGUGGUUUCCAACAGGCGAACGUGCGAGUGCGGUCGGGAUAUCGAUGGCUGGUUUUCACAUGGGCAACGUCGUCGGAUUGAUUUUGACGCCGAUUAUGUUAUCUUCUAUAGGACUCACCGGCCCUUUCAUUCUUUUCGCCUCCUUAGGUCUCUUAUGGCUAUCUUCUUGGUCAUACAGCGUCACUAACCACCCUCGGGAUAGUCCUUUUAUCAGUAGAUCAGAGCUCCGGCUAAUCCAAGCCGGCAAACAUGUUCAUUCAACGGCCGAGGCAAAGCCUAGGCCUCUGUCUCUGCGCCUCCUCUUAUCGAAAUUGCCAACUUGGGCGAUCAUUUUUGCCAAUGUGACUAACAAUUGGGGAUACUUUGUUCUUCUCUCGUGGAUGCCGGUUUAUUUCAAGACGGUGUUUAACGUGAACUUGAAGCAAGCAGCAUGGUUCAGCGCUCUUCCUGAAAAUUUGUACAAAGUUUGUGAACGGACAGGCUACUCUUUAACCAUUGUUCGAAAGAUCAUGCAGUCUAUCGGCUUCAUCGGCCCUGGGAUAUCGCUGCUCUGCCUAAACUUCGCUAAAUCACCGUCGAUUGCGGCCAUUUUCAUCACCAUUGCUUUGAGUUUGAGUUCCUUUAGCCAAGCUGGGUUUCUCCUCAAUAUUCAAGACAUAGCACCGGAACAUGCCGGUUUUCUCCACGGGAUUUCGAAUUCGGCUGGGACGAUGGCUGCGAUCGUGAGUACGAUAGGGACGGGGUAUUUCGUGGAGUGGUUAGGCUCUUUCGAGGCGUUCUUGACCGUUACGGCCGCUCUCUACUUCGCCAGCACCCUCUUCUGGCUGCUCUUCUCCACCGGUGAACGAGUCUUCUAAUAAUAAUAAUAAAAAUACAUUUUCUUUUGUUUUCGCAUGACAUUCUCAUAAAUCUAAUUUAUAAAACUAACUAAAUUUUGA